AUGAAAGGUUUAACACAUGUUACUAGUGUACAGUCGUACACUAAGCAAGGUGGAUUUGAAUCAACAACAUGUACAGAUCAGAUUAUUGUUCAAUUCUUAUAUCAGAACGAGUCGGAUUUACGCUUAGACACGAUAGAUUACACAUGCAGUUCGAAAGAAAAUUUAAUUGCUAUAGAUUGGUUGUAUUCGAAUCCACUUGUUAAUCAAAGAUUGUAUACACUAUUUGGUAAUUCAACUACAAAUCAUUGGGGAGUAAAUACAACGGCAGAAGGAUUCACUGAACGAACAGUAAAACUGACUGCGAACCAAUCUGAGCGACUAUAUGCAAAACUCAUACACUUUAUAUCAUCGAUCGUACUAUUGCAUUGGAUAUCAAUGUCGAUGCAAUUAUAUUGA
This is a messenger RNA of Rotaria socialis, 396 nucleotides long. NCBI's taxonomy places the organism in Eukaryota, Metazoa, Rotifera, Eurotatoria, Philodinida, Philodinidae. The record is from the annotation of a GenBank genome assembly.